AUGUCGCCUACUGCUGCCUCGUCGCUGAAACGUGGGUCGAGUAAAGGUUCCCCACCGAAUAAAACUGUUAAGCUUGACGAAACAUAUGGCUACAAUGAAUCGUAUUUUGCCGCUGCCGCCAGCGACGACGAUAGAAAUAACAGUUGCGAACAGUCGUCGAUGAACGUCGGCGUUUGCUUUGGUUCUCAUAUACAACAGUGUGUUUUAAUUUUUACAGCGAACAUUUGCAGCGAAAAAUUCGCCGUUCGUCGGCAUUGUGUUUCAGCGGUAACUGAGGUUGAAAAGAAGCUGUCGAAACGUAUUGAUGAGAUAUUGUUGCUAACAACCACACUAAAGGAGACAUCUACACGCAUUGAUGUGUUAGAGGAGCGUGUGCAGAAAGCUGUGGCUGAAAUUGCGUGCAUAUCUGCGUUAGAGGAGAGAAUACAUAUAAAUGAAUACUUGAAAUGCUUAACAGACGAUGAAUCUGAAGAAUUCUUGGAACUGUUCGACACGGAAGUUACAUAUAUUGAGGGUGGACGCACUGCUACUGGGUUCUAUACGGUUGAAGAUAUGCUGUACACAAAGCGUUUAUACCGAGUGCAUGCCGCUGGUUCAUCGGUCCACUUAGAGCCCGUCGCCGUACAUUUUGAUUCACUAGAUCCUCGAUAUGCCUUUAUGCUAGACUGUGGUAUUACAUUGUACAUCUGGCUUGGAUGCGCUUCGAAGAAUACAUUGAAUUCCAAAACACGGCUGAUGGCAGAAAAAAUUAAUAAAACUGAGAGGAAAAAUAAAUGCGAAAUCAUACUCGAAAUGCAAGGAGAAGAAAAUGAAGACUUUUGGAAGAACUUUGGAGCUGAUCCACAAGCAAUAUCAAAACAUAAAAUUCCCCAGCAUGUAAGCAAUGAUUUUGUACCUUCUACGCCUCGCCUAUAUCAAGUUCAACUUGGAAUGGGCUAUUUGGAGUUACCACAAGUGGAAUUUCCAGAUCAAAAACUUGUUCACACUUUAUUGAAUAGCAAAAAUGUUUACAUAUUGGAUUGCUAUACAGAUUUAUUUGUGUGGUUUGGUAAGAAAUCCACCCGAUUGGUACGAGCCGCUGCGAUAAAAUUAUCGAGAGAACUUUUUCGAAUGAUUAAUCGUCCAGACUUUGCCGUAGUAACUCGCUUACAGGAAGGAACUGAAUCACAAAUAUUCAAAUCUAAAUUUACUGGAUGGGAUGAAGUAAUGGCCGUAGAUUUUACACGCACAGCUAACUCUGUAGCUAAAACUGGCGCAGACUUAACCAAAUGGGCUCGUAAACAAGAAACUCGGGCCGACUUAGCCGCCCUUUUUAUGCCUCGUCAAAACUCGAUGCCCCUAAGUGAGGCCGAGCAGUUAGAAGAAGACUGGAACUAUGACCUUGAAGCAAUGGAAGCUUUUGUGUUAGAAGGUAAAAAAUUUGUUAGAUUGCCAGAAGACGAAUUGGGUAAUUUUUACACGGGGGAAUGCUAUGUGUUUCUUUGCCGUUAUUGUAUACCCAUUGAGGAGGAAGAAGUUGACGUGGAUGAUAUUAAACACUCAGACGACGAAAUUCAAUGCGUAGUAUACUUUUGGCAAGGGCGUAAUGCCAGUAAUAUGGGAUGGUUAACUUUUACUUUUACUUUACAAAAAAAAUUCAAAGCAAUGUUUGGAGAAGAGUUAGAGGUAGUGCGGAUUCAUCAACAGCAAGAAAAUCUAAAAUUCAUGGCACAUUUCAAGCGCAAAUUUAUAAUUCACACCGGAAAACGAAAAGACAAGUCUACUUUAAAGCCGGCAGUCGAAUUCUUCCACUUGCGGUCCAAUGGUGGAGCGUUAUGUACACGCUUAAUUCAAAUUCAACCAGAUGCAGCAAACUUAAACUCCGCAUUUUGCUACAUUUUGUACGUUCCGUUUGACACGGAAGACGAAUUGCAAUCAGGAAUUGUUUACGUUUGGAUGGGUUUAAAGUCUUCUACAGAGGAGUGUAAACUCAUCCAGGAGAUAGCUGAGAAAAUGUUCAAUAAUCCAUGGGUUAGUCUACAGGUAAGGACAUGUAUAUAUUUCGAAAAUAAACUCCAGUUAUGUAACCGUUGUUUA
Rhagoletis pomonella (apple maggot) is the source of this 2076-nucleotide messenger RNA. RefSeq names its product protein flightless-1-like. The record is from RefSeq and is a predicted model, not a curated record. Lineage: Eukaryota; Metazoa; Arthropoda; Insecta; Diptera; Tephritidae. The annotation marks the transcript as partial. Gene Ontology annotation, molecular function: actin filament binding; phosphatidylinositol-4,5-bisphosphate binding. Gene Ontology annotation, biological process: myofibril assembly; barbed-end actin filament capping; actin filament severing. The transcript has 5 exons. Gene Ontology annotation, cellular component: actin cytoskeleton; cytoplasm; nucleus.